This is a messenger RNA of Merops nubicus (carmine bee-eater), 1871 nucleotides long. It is a transcript of the gene F2, whose product is annotated as coagulation factor II (thrombin). Gene Ontology annotation, molecular function: serine-type endopeptidase activity; calcium ion binding. Bases 15 to 1844 code for a protein of 609 amino acids. The record is from RefSeq and is a predicted model, not a curated record. NCBI's taxonomy places the organism in Eukaryota, Metazoa, Chordata, Aves, Coraciiformes, Meropidae. The transcript is spliced from 14 exons. Gene Ontology annotation, cellular component: extracellular region. Gene Ontology annotation, biological process: blood coagulation; platelet activation; positive regulation of blood coagulation.
CAGGGCUGCACAGCAUGGCGCACAAGAGAACCAGUGUACUGAGGGGCCUGCUCCUCUCCAGCCUUCUGCAGCUCACACUGAGCCACGAUGGAGUUUUCCUGGAAAAGGGGCAGGCACUGUCACUGCUCAAGCGCCCACGACGUGCCAACAAGGGAUUUCUGGAAGAGAUGCUCAAGGGAAACCUGGAGCGAGAGUGCCUGGAGGAGACGUGCAGCUACGAGGAAGCUUUUGAAGCCCUGGAAUCCACAACUCAGACGGAGGCAUUUUGGUCAAAAUAUCAAGCGUGUCAGGGCCUGAGAAAGUCCAGGGCACUUCUGGAUGCUUGUCUAGAAGGUAACUGCUCUUAUGAUCUGGGCCAGAACUAUCGGGGGACAAUCAGCUACACCAAAUCAGGGAUUGAAUGCCAAGUGUGGACAAGCAAAUACCCACACAUACCUAAAUUUAAUGCCACCGUUUAUCCCAACCUCAUUGAGAACUACUGCAGGAACCCAGACAACAACACAGAGGGCCCGUGGUGCUACACCCGAGACCCAACGCUGGCACGGGAGGAGUGCCCCAUCCCAGUGUGUGGUCAGGAAAGGACAACAGUUGAAUUUACUCCACGGGUGACCCCACCAGCCCCGACGGAGCCCUGUGAGCAAGAGAAGGGCAUGCUUUACACUGGGACCCUCUCAGUCACCAUAUCUGGAGCGAAGUGCCUGCCUUGGAACUCUGAGAAAGCCAGGGAGGUGCUCCGUGGGAAACACCUCGACCCGGAGGUGCAUCUGCUGGAGAACUACUGCCGGAACCCGGACGGGGAUGACGAAGGCGUCUGGUGUGUCACAGAUGAGCCACCCAACUUUGGCUACUGUGCUCUGCACUACUGCGACAGCUCGCUAGAGGAUGAGAACGAACACUCAGAAGGAAUAUCAGGACGUUCCACCCGUCCUGGAGAGUUCAAAACCUUCUUUGAUGACAAAACUUUUGGUUCAGGCGAAGCAGACUGUGGUACUCGUCCUUUAUUUGAGAAGAAAAAGAUAACAGACAAAAGUGAGAAGGAGCUGCUGGAGUCCUACAUAGGAGGCAGAGUUGUCCACGGGGAUGAUGCAGAAGUUGGCAGCUCCCCCUGGCAGGUGAUGCUCUUCAAAAAGAGUCCUCAAGAGCUGCUGUGUGGUGCCAGCCUCAUCAGUGACAGCUGGGUCUUGACAGCUGCUCAUUGUCUUUAUUAUCCACCCUGGGACAAGAACUUAACCACAAAUGACAUCUUGGUGCGGAUUGGCAAGCACAUAAGGUCAAAAUACGAAAAGAAUAAAGAGAAGAUUGCUCUGUUGGACAAAAUCAUCAUCCAUCCCAAGUACAACUGGAAGGAGAACAUGGACCGAGACAUUGCACUCAUGCACUUGAAGAGACCCGUCAUUUUCAGUGACCACAUCCACCCUGUCUGCCUGCCUACCAAAGAGGUCGUGCAGAGGCUGAUGCUGGCAGGUUACAAAGGGAGGGUAACUGGUUGGGGAAACUUGAGAGAAGCAUGGGCCACCACCCCAAGCAACCUCCCCACGGUUCUGCAACAGCUCAAUGUGCCCAUUGUAGACCAAGACAUCUGUAAAGCAUCCACCAAAGUUAAAGUCACUGAUAACAUGUUCUGUGCAGGUUACCGUCCUGAAGACUCAAAGAGGGGAGAUGCCUGUGAAGGGGACAGUGGGGGACCUUUUGUAAUGAAGAACCCAGAUGACAACCGUUGGUAUCAAGUGGGAAUAGUUUCCUGGGGAGAAGGCUGCGACCGAGACGGCAAAUACGGAUUUUACACCCACGUGUUCCGCCUGAAGAAGUGGAUGAGAAAAGCCAUUGAAAAACAUGGCCAGUAGAGGAAAGGUUGCCCUUGCUUGCUCUCA